This is a messenger RNA of Tinamus guttatus (white-throated tinamou), 1337 nucleotides long. The record is from RefSeq and is a predicted model, not a curated record. NCBI's taxonomy places the organism in Eukaryota, Metazoa, Chordata, Aves, Tinamiformes, Tinamidae.
AUGAACUUGAGCAGUUAUGUAGCUGUGCUAGCUCGAGAGAGGUCGGGAUGGUUAUUCAGCUGGCUUCCUGCCUGGUGUCCCACAUCACUGCUACAUCUUAAAGAGGCUGAAGACAGAAUGCUAAAAUGUAUUGCAAGCACAUACAACAAACGGUAUGUGUACCUAUCUAAUGGAAAUAAAAUAUGGACACUGACAUUCUCUCCGGACCUUUCUCAUAAAACUCCACUCGUUCUUCUUCAUGGGUUUGGAGGUGGCAUUGGACUGUGGGCUCUCAAUUUUGAAGAUCUCUGUGAAAACAGGACCGUUCAUGCUUUUGACCUCUUGGGAUUUGGCCGUAGCAGUAGACCGCACUUCGACAACGAUGCUUGCGAAGCAGAAAAUCAGUUUGUAGAAUCCAUAGAAGAAUGGAGAAAGGAAGUGGGGUUAGAAAAAAUGAUUUUCCUCGGACACAACCUAGGUGGAUUCCUGGCUGCUGCUUACUCGUUGAAGUACCCAUCAAGGGUAAAGCACCUUAUCUUAGUGGAGCCAUGGGGUUUUCCAGAGAGGCCUGACAAUGCUGAACAAGAAAGACCCAUUCCAAUCUGGAUCAAAGCCCUAGGAGCUAUUUUAAGCCCGUUUAAUCCUCUAGCUGGGCUGAGAAUAGCAGGACCCUUUGGAUUAAGCCUUGUGCAGCGUUUAAGACCAGAUUUCAAGAGAAAAUAUUCAUCAAUGUUUGAUGAUAACACUGUGACUGAGUAUAUCUAUCACUGCAAUGUGCAGACACCCAGUGGUGAAACUGCUUUCAAGAAUAUGACUAUUCCUUAUGGAUGGGCCAAAAGGCCAAUGCUGAAACGGAUUUCACACAUGGAUCAAGACAUUCCAAUCACUGUGGUCUAUGGAGCACGUUCGUGUAUAGAUGGCAAUUCUGGCAGCACUAUCCAGUCUCUGAGACCAAAUUCAUAUGUGAAGACAAUAGCUAUCCUUGGUGCAGGUCAUUACGUGUAUGCUGAUCAACCUGAAGACUUCAAUCAGAGAGUGAAAGAUAUCUGUGAUUCUGUGGACUGACUGUGUUCUAGUGUGUUCUCUUUAGAAGUUCUUACUAUAGGUAACAUUGAUAGCAAUACUCUGUAGGAAUUACUAAAGAACUCAGAGCUAAUGGAGCAGGCGCUGUUUGCACACUAUUUCUUCUAAGAAGUCAUUUGCACACUUAAACCACUUAGUGCCUUUUGCAGGGAUAGGGUGAUUUUAAGCAAAUUUUAUACAGGUUUGUUUGAGAUUUGUCUUUAGGUAUUGGCCUGUCAUAUAUGAAAUUACGUACAACUUUUUUAAACUGGAAUUUUCUUCAAAUUGUAAUUGGA